UUUUGAGACGGAGAGAGAUAUAUACAACUUAGAAGAGAAGCUUUAAGGUUUUCAGUUCUGCGCAACACCACUCCUUAAUUAAGAUCAAUUGAAUUACGACGUUCUAAUGGGAAACCAAACAAGCAAAAAGUCACAAGAGACAUCGGCUAAGAGCGUGCACUACACAACGGAGCUGAGAUCGUACGAGGCCGCGUGCAAAGCAGACACGGAGCUUCAAUCUUUCGACACGUGUUUGCAAGCACGGACAAGUCACGUGAUAAGCACGCUAGCUACGGGCGUUGAGGUUCGAGCGCUCUCGUUCGAUUCCUUGAAAGAAGUGACGCAGUGUUUGUUGGAGAUGAACCAAGAAGUGGUGAAAGUGAUAUUGGAUUGCAAGAAAGACAUUUGGAAGAAUCAAGAAAUGUUUGAGCUUGUCGAAGAUUACUUUGAGAAUAGCUUGAAGACACUUGAUUUCUGUGCUGCUCUGGAGAAAGGCUUGAGACGAGCUCGUGAUAGUCAUCUUUUGAUUCUUGUUGCUCUUCAGCAGUUUGAAGAUGAGAGCCUUGUUCAAGCCAUGGCAGCUCCUCCUGUGGCUGCGGCUCUCGCUGCAGCUACAGCCGUGCCGCUAGGCUCAAUGGGGAAAUGGAUCGACUCGCUGUGGAAGAACUAUGAGAAUGCACUCAAAGGACAAAAAGAAGUGAUCAGUUCGAUGCAGGCAGGAACAUUUGUGGCGGUUAAAGAUUUGGAUAAUAUCCGCGUUUUGAUCGAACGGUUGGAGAUUGAGAUCACGGGGAUGGUGAAGAGUGCGGAGUUCGCGGUGGAGCAUAACGCAGUCAAGAUUGGGAUUGAUGAUAUAAAGAAGAAACUUGAGGUGUUUAAGAAGAAUGUUGAAGAAUUGGGGACUCAAGCUGAUUUGUGUAGCAGAGAUAUAAGAAGGGCAAGGACUGUGAUUCUUCAGAGGAUCAUCAAGCAUCCUAAUAUUGCUAGUAGUAGCACUUGAAUAAUGAAAUUCUUGAAGACUCUAUAAAGAAUAGUAAAGAUUCUUUCUGAGUUAAUACUAUCCAAUGUUUAAUAACUCGAAAAUGUUUAUGAUGCAUCUAUAUAUGUUGCUUUUUCUGUAUUCUUUGAUGAUUGAAACUUGAAACAAUUAAUGGGAGUCAAGUCU
Messenger RNA from Arabidopsis arenosa, 1144 nucleotides. Lineage: Eukaryota; Viridiplantae; Streptophyta; Magnoliopsida; Brassicales; Brassicaceae. The record is from the annotation of a GenBank genome assembly.